CCAGCGUAUAAAAGCAAGUGGCACACUCCGAGCCACACACACUCUGAGUGAGGCUCGGCGCAGGCAUCGCACACACAAACAGUAAUCAUGUCCACUGGAGAUAAGCCCAAGACCUCUUCCCAGACUGAUGGGAAGGCUGCUCAGAGCAAGAAGUCUGAGAUGGGAAUGAUGUCCUAUAAGAUGUACGUGUUCGACCAGGAGAACUUCCAGGGUCGCAUGAUCGAGAUCAGCAACGAGUGCAUGAAUGUGUGUGAGAUGGGCAUGGACCGCGUGCGUUCCCUGCGUGUUGAGUGUGGACCCUUUGUGGGCUUUGAGCAGAUGAACUUCUGUGGUGAGAUGUACAUCCUGGAGAAGGGAGAGUAUCCCCGUUGGGACUCCUGGAGCAACUGCCAGAGGAACGACUACCUGCUGUCCUUCAGGCCCGUCAGAAUGGACCCUGAGAAGCACAAGAUCUGCCUGUAUGAGGUGGGAGAGUUCAAGGGCCGCAAGAUGGAGAUCAUGGACGAUGACGUUCCCAGCAUGUUUUCUUACGGCUUCACCGACAGAGUGGGCAGCAUCAUGGUCAGCUGUGGAACCUGGGUGGGAUACCAGUUCCCUGGAUACCGUGGCAGCCAGUACCUGCUGGAGAAGGGUGACUACAGGCACUUCAACGAGUAUGGCGCCCGUCAUCCUCAGUUCCAGUCUGUGAGGCGUAUCCGUGACAUGCAGUGGCACCAAAUGGGUUGCUACACCAUGGCCAGCAAGUGAGGCUCAGGGAAGGAGAGAAAGAGAAAGAGCGGAAGUGAGGGAGAGGGGCGGAG
This is a messenger RNA of Melanotaenia boesemani (Boeseman's rainbowfish), 800 nucleotides long. Its product is annotated as beta-crystallin B1-like. The record is from RefSeq and is a predicted model, not a curated record. Gene Ontology annotation, biological process: visual perception; lens development in camera-type eye. Bases 88 to 747 code for a protein of 219 amino acids. Gene Ontology annotation, molecular function: structural constituent of eye lens. Lineage: Eukaryota; Metazoa; Chordata; Actinopteri; Atheriniformes; Melanotaeniidae. The transcript is spliced from 6 exons.